UGUGUGUGUGUUGUUUGUGUGCUACUGCAGCACCAGCCCUGCAGGGCUUGGUGCUUGUGGCCGAGAGACACGCUGACUGCCGAUGUUUGUCUUGAGAGACAAUGACAAACAGAGAGGGAGAUUGAUGAUGUGCCUGUGUGUUUAUAACGGGGAGAGAGGCAGCGACGGAUGACUGGCCCAGUUUUAUCUCCUCAGUCAGACUUCCACGCCUCCGUGCCAGAAUACACAGUUUGAGACAUGCGGGGUGAGUGCUCCCAUUGGCUGGUUGAGUCUCAGAUCUAGCGUGUGAUUGGUGGGUUUUGAGUGAGACCCGGCGAGGGGUCUGCCGUGCUGUACUGCAGAGCUCCACGGGGCCUGGAGGAGACUGGAAGGGCUCUGGUCAUCACACCCCUGGACGAGGAAACGGUUCAUGAUGUCCUUAAUAACUGUCUCUAACACACUCUCUGUGUGUGUGUGUGUGUGUGUCUGCAGCAGUGUGGACCGUAUCCAGCUGUUGAGGAGGGAGUACCAGCAGGCUAGGAGGGAGGGAGCAGCACCGGCCUAUGAGGAGCUGGAGGCCCGGCGCCGAGGCCCAGAGUACGACCCCCACCGGGUCCCAGUGAGAGCUCCAGACCACCGCCUGAGUCCUCGCUAUGAAGAGGUGGAACGCCAGUACGCCUCCCUGCCCAGGCGUGGUCCCAUGGAGCCUGACUACCCCAUGCAGCCCUGGGCUGGCCACCGUGACCCUGGCCCCUACCCCGGCCCCCACCCGGGCCCCCAGCCUUCCCCAGCCUACCCCAGCUACCCCCGCCAGGCCGAGCAGGGCUGCUACCACCCCCCACCCCCUCAGCAGAGGGGGCCUCUGCGCCAGGAUGUCCCACCCUCCCCGACCAUGCCCCACCGGGCCCCCCGCUACGACACCAUGACCCGGGGGGUGAGGGCUCCCUACGGCCCCCCCAGCUCGGAGCACUACGCCUACGCUCCGGAUGGGCGACACCCCGACCCACGCCAGAAGAACCCCAUGACUGCAGCCGUGUAGCGCUGCAGAACCACAAGGGCUGCAGGUGUCCAGACCCCCCGGCAGUCCAUCUCCUGCAGCCAAGGCAUCUGCAGACCACCCUCACCUGCAGGGUCUCAUGCUAUCUGCACGUCCCCCUACGUUUGCCAAACAGGGUUAUGUCCACUACGACUGGCUGAACCACACUAUGAAUAAAGAACCACAUGUUUUUUUAUAUAAAUACAUAUGUAUAUUAUAUACUGGCAUUCCACAUUGUCUUAUGAAUGAAGAAAGAAGUAAAGCAAGGAUGAUUGUCCCUCCAGAUCAGAGCAGUGUAGGGUAGAGCAGACUGGAGGCUGCAGACUGGAGGCUGAGGCUGGAGGCUGCAGACUGGAGACUGAGGCUGCAGACUGGAGACUGAGGCUGCAGACUGGAGACUGAGGCUGCAGACUGGAGACUGAGGCUGGAGGCUGCAGCCUCUGGUCUGUCAGCCUCCUCUCUCUGGUGUCAUGAAGGCUUUUAAUGAUUCACCACUGCUUGUUAUUAGGUUGAUCAUAGAAGGAGAUAAAAUCCAAUAUGAUGAAUAUAUACUGUAUAUUCAGUAUAUUAACUGCAUGUCUGUUAUUACUGUUAUUAGUUGAGAGAACACAAGAGCUCGAACAGAAUGAUCCAGAAUGGCUGACUGACUGUCUGGCCAACUGACUUUUCGUCUGUCUGAUUGACUGACUGACUGGCUAAAUAACUUGCUCACUGACUGGCUGGCUUGCUGCCUGGCUUUGCUCGACGCGUUGCUCCCUUUAUUCUAGAGUAUGUCGGUUGUUUUUAGACCACAGACCCACGCUGACCCAGUGUGCGCUGGUCCAGCUGAUGACCUCUCUUUGUAUCAGAGCCGUAACAGGUACUAAAGUGUGUAGGCUGGCCGGGACCACCCAGUCCAGCUCAGACACCACCAGGACCCUGACUAGACGCUUAGACAGGAGGGCCAAGGGAAGAGAUGAUUGGCGUAGAGUGACGAGGUUGAUGAGAAGAGGGAAGGGCAGGGUUGAGGGAAGGAGAGGGAAGAUGAGCAGGAGAGGAGGGAAGGAGAAGGAGAUGGUUGAAGAGGGGAUGGAAAAGAGAGGACAUAAGAGGGAGCUUGGUAGAGAUUGAUGAAGAUGUGAACAUUCCAUGAGAUUGUGUUUUUACGCCUUAUAUACCGUGUCUUUUACAGCUUUGUCCUAUGUAUCCUAGGCUGGCGAUGCUAGUGUCUGUACACUACGUUAGUUGCACAGACGUUCUUAUCUGACGGUACUCCUGGUUCUCCAUCUGCUCAGAGACCAGGAAGUGAAGGACGUCAUUCCUCUGUAGCCUCUCUGUCCCCAUAGCAACACACCACUCCUCCGUCUUAGAUCUAUGUAUUCCAAAAAAAUAAACAAUGAAUUUAGAUUGACGUCAUGUAUGUAACAUUAAUAAUACGCUUAUAUUUUCACUUUGUAUUAAUGUUUUUAUAACAUAUUUUGCAAUAAAUUCUCCUGGUGAAACAUAC
This is a messenger RNA of Hypomesus transpacificus, 2501 nucleotides long. RefSeq names its product par-3 family cell polarity regulator beta b (gene pard3bb). NCBI's taxonomy places the organism in Eukaryota, Metazoa, Chordata, Actinopteri, Osmeriformes, Osmeridae. Bases 410 to 1018 code for a protein of 202 amino acids. The transcript has 3 exons. The record is from RefSeq and is a predicted model, not a curated record.